CAUACCAGGAGCAAGGUCUGAACAGCUCAUUACUGAUAUCCCCUGAAAGAUUUUCCUGGCCUCUCUGCAUGAUAACAACUCGCUUGAGAAACUCACAAACUGAGAACCUCUGGUGCUUUAUUACUUUGGAAUUCUCUGCUAAUUUUUAAACAAGGUGGAUACACAGACUGUGUAUACUGAAUGUAUACAGAUACAUAUAACUGAAAUUUAAUUCAAGUCAUAAUGCAGAAUGCAAAGUACUUUAUAACCCUGACUGCUCUUCUGUGCUUUAUUAUUGUUGCACUUGGAGAAGAGAAUGGGUCAUCCCCACAACCAUCCUCUCAUGGGAGGCUAUCAUUCCUGGGAGGCAUGACAGCUACUAUAAACUCAUCUUUCCUCAAUACCUUGAAUCUUAAUGCUUCAAUCCAAUAUAUACAAGGCAACAAAAGCUUUCUAAAUGGAAAAAACAAGUUUCCGAUGUGUGACAGGCCGACAGAGAUCAAAGGCACAUUCAGAUAUAUCACCAGCGUGAUAUCCUGCUUGAUAUUUAUAGUGGGCAUCACUGGUAACACUGCACUGCUGAGGAUAAUCUACAAGAACACCUGCAUGAGAAAUGGUCCCUACAUACUCAUUGCAAGUCUGGCAUUGGGAGAUCUUCUCCAUAUCAUCAUCGAUAUUCCUAUCCAAACAUAUAAGCUGCUUGCGCAAGAUUGGCCAUUUGGAGUUGAAAUAUGCAAACUGGUUCCAUUCUUGCAAAAGGCUACAGUGGGAAUCACUAUGCUGAGUCUAUGCGCCCUUAGCAUAGACAGGUAUCGAGCUGUCGUCUCCUGGUCUCAUGUUCAAACCCCACGUGUUUCAAAAUGGAUUGCAGUAGAAAUUGCUUUCAUCUGGGUUGUAUCAUCUGCUCUGGCAAUACCUGAAGUGAUUGGUUAUGAUUUAAUUGUAACUAACUAUCGAGGGGAACGCCUCCAAACCUGUAUGCUCCAUCAUGUACAAACAACAGCAUUUAUGAGGUUUUAUAAAACAUACAAGGAUAUGUGGCUAUUCAGCUUCUAUUUCUGCUUACCUUUGGUUCUGAUGGCGGUCUUCUACAUCCUGAUGGCAUUUGAGCUAUUCAAAAAGAAAAAUGAAAUGGGACUUGCUAUUAGUGACACCUUACGACAGAGACGGGAGAUUGCAAAAACAGUCUUUUACCUUGUGCUUGUAUUUGCUGUUUGCUGGCUUCCUCUGCAUCUCAGUCGGAUUUUAAGAUUCACAUUUUAUGAUGAAAAGGAUGCUAAGCGGUGUGAAUUUCUAAGUUUCCUGUUGUUGUUGGAUUACAUUGGCAUAAACAUGGGUAAUUUGAAUUCGUGCAUCAAUCCAAUAGCCCUCUACUUGGUGAGCACAAGGUUUAGAAAUUGCUUUAAGUCAUGUUUGUUCUGCUGGUGCCAGUCUAAAGAGAUGCUGAGCUUGGAAGAUAAGCAUUCUUGCAUGAAGUUGAAAGCUCAUGAUCAUGGAUAUGACAACUUCCAUUCCAUAAGCAAAGACAGCUCAUCUUGAAACAAAUGAUGCCUAGAUGCUUCCACUUCAUUUCAUAAACUUACAUUGUUAUCUGUAAUUAGUGAAUAGGAACUUCCAGGAAAAUACGUUGUUCAUCAAACACAAAAGAAUACUUGCAGGUCCUAACAUAUUCAUAGUUCCUUCUGCAGGUCAACUACUACAUUACCAUUAUACAAAGCAAUGCGAUUGAACAGGACAAUUGUCACUGUUAAGGCAAGUGGAAGAAAUGUCAGAUUUAAUCAAAUUAAGCAAGGAAUGAUGGGGGAUGUUGAAAAACUUUGUGAAAGGCCCUAAUUGGCAAAUUUUAAACAGUAGAAGCAUUAUUGCUAACAUCUAAAUAUUACAAUUUUAAACGUUGCAGUGUUUAUGUUAAAAGGAUGGACCAUUGCUGGUUGAUUUAUUUGUUUUUGUUAAACUAUGCAGAAAUGACCUACACCAUCCACUGUACAAUAAAAUAAAACUGUUCCAAAAACACCAACAAAUUUAUAAUCAAAAAGCUUUAAAGGACAGGUAAACCCCCUACAAAAAAAUUAAAAAGCAGGCAACCAACCAAAUCAGUUGCUAAAAGGUUAAGGAACUUUGCAAUAUACAUCAAUUAAAAAAUAUGCAAACUUUUCAUGAUUUUUAAUGGUUUCUGAAAGUUCCCUAAG
Xenopus laevis (African clawed frog) is the source of this 2168-nucleotide messenger RNA. It is a transcript of the gene ednrb.L, whose product is annotated as endothelin receptor type B L homeolog. Gene Ontology annotation, cellular component: membrane; plasma membrane. The record is from RefSeq and is a predicted model, not a curated record. Lineage: Eukaryota; Metazoa; Chordata; Amphibia; Anura; Pipidae. Gene Ontology annotation, molecular function: G protein-coupled receptor activity; endothelin receptor activity. Bases 223 to 1518 code for a protein of 431 amino acids. Gene Ontology annotation, biological process: signal transduction; enteric nervous system development; developmental pigmentation. The transcript has 8 exons.